CCUCACAGAUUGAGGAACUCAGCAGCAGCCAGAAGGGAGAACAAUUCAUUGUGAAGUUUGAAAGUGAAACCUUGAAGGUUCCUUCUGUUGAGGAUCACAGUGACCUGAGUGACCCAGAAGUACCAGAGACUGAGCGGUUCCUCUCUCAGGACUCUGAAGUCCACCAUGAGAAAAGACACAUGGACUCAGAACCAGCUCCAUAUUUGAAGCUGAAAAAACUCAAGGUGUUUCAUAGAAACGGUGAGAACAUCUGCCAUGUUUCAGAGAAGCAGGCUGAAGCUGAAGGAACCUGUGGGAAAACUGACCUUAACAAACAUCAGGUAACGGUCCCUGCUGAGGAGGUCCUUAAUGAAACACGUGGCAAAGGUUUCAGGCAACCAGGCCACAAGAGAACUCACACAGAUGAGAACCCUCAUUCCUGUCAAACAUGUGGGAAAGGUUUCAGGUAUCGGAGUACUUUGUUGCGCCACAUGAAGACUCACACAGGUGAGAAGCCGUACUCUUGUGAUAUAUGUGGCAAAAUGUUCAGUGAACGGUUUAAUUUGACGGUCCACAUGAGAAUUCACACAGAUAAGAAGUGGUAUUCUUGUGAUACAUGUGGAAAAAAGUACAGGCAACAGAAGUAUUUGUUGUGCCACAUGAAAAGAAGUCACACAGGUGAGAAGCUUCAUUCUUGUCAAACAUGUGGGAAAAGGUUCAUGCUUCAGAGUACUUUGUUGGUCCACAAGAGAACUCACACGGGCGAGAACCCUCAUUCUUGUGAAACAUGUGGCAAAAGGUACAGUCAAAGGUGUGAUUUGAAGGUCCACAUGAGAUCUCACACAGGUGAGAAGCCAUAUUCUUGUGAAACAUGUGGCAAGAGGUUCUUUCAACGGUGUGAUUUCAAGGUCCACAUGAGGAUUCACACAGGUGAGAAGCCGUAUUCCUGUGAAACAUGUGGCAAAAGGUUCAGGCAACAGAGUGAUAUGAGGGUCCACAUGAGGAUCCACACAGGUGAGAAGCCGUAUUCUUGUGAAACAUGUGGCAAAAGGUUCAAUCAAUCGAUUCAUUUGAAGGUCCACAUGAGAACUCACACAGGUGAGAAGCCGUAUUCUUGUGAAACAUGUAGUAAAACUUUUGGCCAGCUUGGUAGUUUGUUGCGCCACAUGAGAAUUCACACAGCCUCACUCCUGUGAAACGUAGGAAAGGUUUCAGUCCACAGAGUGAUUUGUUGGUCCAC
Molecule: messenger RNA, 1219 nt
Organism: Salarias fasciatus (jewelled blenny)
Lineage: Eukaryota; Metazoa; Chordata; Actinopteri; Blenniiformes; Blenniidae
Product: zinc finger protein 239-like
Exons: 1
Coding region: 180-1175 (331 amino acids)
Source: RefSeq, a predicted model, not a curated record